GGAGUCCUUCACGAAGAUAGAGGAGCUUAAGGCGAAGGUGACUUCAAUCUUUGGCUCCAUCCUCAAAAUGGACUCCACCAAGAAGGUGACCAAGAAGCUGGCGGGAGCCGACGCUGGUACCGCUCUGUGGAUGAGCAGCGUGGGGAACGAGCUGGGGCAGGUCCGUGCUGACGGCCGCUGAGGGCUACGGCCUGAGAGACAUGACAAGGGGCCUGCAGGAGCGGUACCAGCUGGCAGGGAAGGAGCCUCCACAGGUCCUGUAUGUGGACAGGGACUGCUGCCGGAGGGACGGAGGCACCUGCGCUGCAGCUGCUCUCUUCCCCGCCUGGCCACACCUGGCUGUCAGGCUGGACAUCUGGCAUUUUAUACGCCGACUGGCAGCAGGUGUGACCUCGGAGAGCCACCCCCUCUACCCCGAGUACAUGCGGCGUCUCUCCAGCUGCAUUUUUGAGUGGGACGCGGAGGACCUGUCCAUCUUGGAGACGGCCCUGCAGGCGGACGGGUCCAGAAGGACGCCGUCCAGCAAGGAGAUGGGUCGGCACUGCCGCCGCCGAACGCGUGGGGUGCAGGAGACCGAGCGUCUCCUUGGAGAGGCGGUGGAGGCGUUCAUGGGGGCCACUGAUACCAUGAACGUCCCCCUGCUGGAGCGGCACCGCAUGGAGCAGAUCCUGGAGACACAGAGGCAACACAUCCCCUGCAUUCAGGAUCCUGCUGGUGUCCGCCUGUACACCAGGACGGGACAGCUGACCCGGGGGGGGGGGGUGUCUCUGCCCGUCUACCGCUGUGCCCGUGGCUCCACGUCCCUGGAGUCCUUCCACCUGCACCUCAACAGGUUCAUCCCGGGCUCCUCUGCGAGGGGGACCUUUUUCCAGAUGUUCCUGUUGGAGGGGCUCACGAGGUGGAACGAGGACCGGGGAAAGGCGGCAGCGGGGGCCGAGGGGGCCGGCACCAGCUGCUACAGCGGCCAGGAGCAAUACACUCUCCACCAGCUCACGCAGCAGUUCUUCCAGAGCACGCUGGUGGAGAGCUACGUGAAGCUGCUGCAGUACACAGGUGAGCUCAUCGGGAUCAGCUAUCUGUACAACCAAACGGGAAAGGUUCUGCAGCCCCUCCCUGAGGAUCCCGAUGACAGCGAGGAGGUGACUGUUGAGGAGGAGGAGGAGGAGGAGGGAUAUGACCACGACAGAGAGAAUUUAUUUGAUCUUCCUGCUCCUCCUACUCCUCCUCCUUCUGCUCCACGGCAUCCUGCUCCACGGCAUCCUGCUUGGCGUCCUGCUCCACGGCAUCCUGCUUGGCGUCCUGCUCCACGGCAUCCUGCUUGGCGUCCUGCUCCACGGCAUCCUGAUCCACGGCAUCCUGCUCCACGGCAUCCUGCUCCACGGCGUCCUGCUCCACGGCGUCCUGCUCCACGGUAUCCUGCUCCUCCUCCACGGCGUCCUGCUCCUCCUCCUGCUCCUCCUGCUGCUCCUGCUCCUCCUCCUCCUGCUCCACGGUCUCCUCCUCAGCUGCUGCUGCAGCAUCCUCCACCUCUUCCUGGGCCUUCGCAUCAGGCCACUGCUGUUAAUGUUGCAGCCCCCGGCUACCAGCAGGUGCGUCGGCUGGCCCACGGUCUGGUGGAGAUUUGUGAGAAGGGAGACAUCACCCAGGAGGAGGUGGAGGUGCUCGUGGGUCUUUGGCAGAACCUCCUGGAUGUGGAUAAGGGCCGUGUAGUGUAUCCCUCACGCUACAGGGCCCAGCUGACACACGGGAGGUUCAAGAAGUCAAAGACCUCCACAGCCAACACAGAGGCCGUCCCCAGGCUGGAAAGCAUGAAGCGCUGCAUGGUGGGAACAGGCAGCGGCCCCGCCACGUGGCCCGACACCAGCCGGUUGGUGGAGGACAUCUUCAUCCUCCUCUGCCAGGUAAUCCCCAGCAGCAGAACACAGUGGGGGUUCCUCCGGAGCCGCUGGACUCUGGUGAUCACGGCAUACGACCAGGUCAGAGCUACGGUUUAUAGAUGUCCAGCGCUCGUAGCCAGGAUGACCCUCCAGCUGUUUACGGUCAACCAGCAGACCCUCUCUCAGUGGCACAAGAGGUGGACAGCGGCCCAGGAGAAGAUCAUCCUCACCUCUGGGAUCCAAUCGCUGCAGGCCCCCCGGACGGCAGAGGAGGCCCUUCUUUCUGAGACGUCAAUUGAGGAGGAGGAGCCCCAAGGAGAGGAGCCGCGAGCAGAGGAGCCCCUGCCUGGCCCUGGCACCCUCUUCAAAGAGCUGCGGCCCCCGGAAGAAGCGGAGCCCUUUCCUGCCACCCCCUCUUCCUCUUCCUCUUCCUCCUCCGCCCCCUCCUCCUCCUCCUCCGCCUCAUACACUCCCAAGUCCACAAAUUACAACCGUCUCAGACUGCAGAAGCAGCAGGCGGAGGCAGCUCAGAGGGGGGAGAGUCGGAGACUCAGAGCCCCGUCUCAGAACAAGUGCUCCUCCUGUGGGCUGAGAAAGAUAAAGGAGACGGGGCACAGACUCCUGGUGAAGGCCAGCGGGGAGAGAGUGAGCUACUGCCCUGUUUUGGCCAAAGAGAGGAGCCCUGAGGAGUGGUUGGAGUCCCUCCAAUAAGAAACACUGGACACAAUAACAUGUAUAUAAUGUAAAUAUAUUUUUCAAAUAAAGAGUUCAAACUU
This is a messenger RNA of Gymnodraco acuticeps, 2653 nucleotides long. RefSeq lists its product as uncharacterized. The coding region runs from base 201 to 2588 and encodes 795 amino acids. NCBI's taxonomy places the organism in Eukaryota, Metazoa, Chordata, Actinopteri, Perciformes, Bathydraconidae. The record is from RefSeq and is a predicted model, not a curated record. The transcript is spliced from 7 exons.